Messenger RNA from Coregonus clupeaformis (lake whitefish), 2861 nucleotides. RefSeq names its product sodium- and chloride-dependent GABA transporter 2. The record is from RefSeq and is a predicted model, not a curated record. The transcript is spliced from 15 exons. Gene Ontology annotation, cellular component: membrane. The coding region runs from base 222 to 2060 and encodes 612 amino acids. Gene Ontology annotation, biological process: sodium ion transmembrane transport. Lineage: Eukaryota; Metazoa; Chordata; Actinopteri; Salmoniformes; Salmonidae.
AACAACCAAAGACUGUGGUAACAACAUAGUAGUCACAUGACAGUUGCAGUUUGAGUAACCCAGCUGACAAUAGAAAGCAAUAGUAAUGGUGUCUUGUCUAGGCAUUAAGUCUGCCAUGGUUCGUUAAACAAAGCCUAUUGGAAAAUGAAUGGAGUUUUUGUAGGGUUUUUGGAUAAACGCUGAAAAUAAGGGGUGUGUGUGUAUCCUUACCAGAUCCUGUCAUGUCAGCCCAGCCUGCUCCGGAGCAGGGUGGUGUGUUGCUGAACGGUGGCCUGCACGUGAAGAGCAAGAAGGGGCUGGAGGCCGGGGAGGUGGAAGGCCUGCAGGCCCGGGGCCAGUGGGCCAGCAAGGCAGAGUUCCUGCUGGCUGUGGCAGGACAGAUCAUAGGCCUGGGCAACGUGUGGAGAUUCCCCUACCUGUGCUACAAGAACGGAGGAGGUGUGUUCUUUGUGCCCUACCUGUUGUUUCUGGUGCUGUGUGGUGUUCCUCUCUUCCUGAUGGAGACCUCUCUGGGUCAGUAUACCAGCCUGGGAGGGGUCAGCGCCUGGAGGAGCAUCUGCCCACUGUUCGGAGGUCUGGGCUUUGCCAGUCAGGUGAUGAUCCUCCAUGGGUGUGUGUACUACAUUGUGGUCCUGGCAUGGGCUCUCUUCUACCUGGGCCACAGCUUCCAGUCAGAGCUGCCCUGGGCCCACUGCAACAACACCUGGAACACAGAUGCCUGUGUGUUGUUUGACUGUCAGAACCUAACCUCUGGGACCAGCCUACCAGAGAAUGCUACCUCACCUGUCAUCGAGUUCUGGGAGCGGGAGGUCUUGCAGUUGUCCAGUGGACCAGAUGUGCUGGGGCCAGUCAGCUGGAGGCUGGCUCUGUGUCUGCUGCUAGUCUGGGUCGUCUGCUACUUCUGUGUGUGGAAGGGGGUCAAAUCCACUGGCAAGGUGGUCUACCUUACCGCCACGUUCCCUUACGUGAUGCUGGCCAUCCUGCUGGUACGUGGCAUCACCCUGCCUGGCGCAUCCCAGGGCAUCGUCUACUACCUCAAUCCCAACAUCACCCGCCUGGCAGACCCACAGGUAUGGAUGGAUGCGGGGACUCAGAUCUUCUUCUCUUAUGGCAUCUGUCUGGGGAGCCUUACCGCCCUGGGCAGCUACAACAAAUACAACAACGACUGCUAUAAGGACUGUUAUUCCCUGUGCCUGCUGAACAGUGCCACCAGCUUCCUGGCAGGCUUUGCCAUCUUCUCUGUGCUGGGCUUCAUGGCUCAGGAGCAGGGCGUGGACAUCGCAGAUGUGGCCCAGUCAGGCCCUGGGCUGGCCUUCAUCGCGUACCCUCGGGCUGUAGCCAUGAUGCCUCUCCCUCAGCUGUGGGCUGUGUGCUUCUUCCUCAUGAUCAUCAUGCUGGGGCUGGACACACAGUUUGUGAGCCUGGAGGCCCUUAUGACCUCUGUGACUGACCUCUACCCUACGGUGAUCCGGCUGGGUUAUCGACGUGAGCUGCUGCUGCUGAUGGUGUGUGUCGUCUGCUUCCUGGUUGGCCUGGUCAUGGUCACCCCGGGUGGUCUCUAUGUGUUCCAGAUCUAUGACCACUACUCCUGCAGUGGGGCCAGUCUGCUGCUCCUGUCCAUCUUCCAGUCAGUGGCUGUGGGCUGGGUUUACGGGCCUGACAGGUUCAAUGACAACAUUAAGCACAUGAUUGGCUACAGCCCGCUGCCCUUCUUCAAGCUGUGCUGGCGCUACCUGACGCCAGCCAUGUGCACGGCAACGUUUGUGUUCUCCUUGGUGUGCUGGUCCCCUCUGUCCCUGGGGAAGGGCGUAGUAGCCCCGGGGUGGGCCACAGCCCUAGGCUGGCUCCUCACCCUCUCCUCUGUCUCCCUGCUGCCCAUCUGUGCGCUCUACGCACUGGCCACCACCCCCGGCAGCCUAACACAGCGUUUCCGCCGGCUGUGUCGUCCUGCCCCCAACUCCAAUUUAGCCCUGGACCACCGGACCACCUCUCUCACCUUUGACCCCUGUCUGGCUCUCACCGCCGAGAAACCCAAGGAGCCAAUCGCAGACGUGAUCUAGGGAUGACCACCCUGGGUUUAGCCAAUGAUACGGUCUCACGGUUUCUGCGCACCAAUGGGACAGAUCGGAAUCGGGGAUCAAGGGAUGUUUCUAUGGAGAUGGGAAGGCCUCUGCCCCUCUGUUGUGUCCUCACAGAUAAAUGGAGACAGGAUGGUGGUUGAAACUGUGAUGGAAUCCAGUUGUAUGCUAUUGGGCAUGGGAUACGUGGACUGGGCUUAGUGACAUGCCCCUGACUGUGUGUGUUUUUGUGAAUGAAGGAGAAGGGGAGGGGGGAAAGAGAGGGAAAGGGAGGGAGGGAUAAAAGCCAGUCCCAAAUCGCUCCCUAUUCCCUCCACCUUGGCCCUAACCCCUCAUCUGAAGGUUCUGGAUAGGUGUAAGCAGUGUAGUAAUAAAGCUUCCGCCAUAUUGCUUCCACCUUACACAUCUGCAAACGUUGGGGCCAAUGGGAAGGUUAGGGAUCGAAUUGUGACCGGCUGACUGUGUAGAGAAGGGAUGGGAGUGAGGGAGGAGUAGAGCGAGACAAACACUUUUAUAUUUAUAUGUGAUCAUGGGACUGACAUUAAUGAGCUGCUGUGUGACACAGAUCAUUACCUCAUCAUAAUUUCAGUCAGACUAGCCAAUGGUUUCUGACUGGACUAUUUUGAUCAGACUGAUUGGGUCUGAAAUGGCACCCUAUUCCCUAUAUAGUGCACUACUACUUUUAACCAGGGCCCAUAGGGCUGAAACUGUUUACAGAAAAUGAGAAAUCUCCUCUGGAUUGGAAGUAGUGAAAAUAAAUAAAAAAUAUCAUACCGUAAAGGA